Molecule: messenger RNA, 1205 nt
Organism: Cornus florida
Lineage: Eukaryota; Viridiplantae; Streptophyta; Magnoliopsida; Cornales; Cornaceae
Product: acyl-CoA--sterol O-acyltransferase 1-like
Exons: 1
Coding region: 4-1140 (378 amino acids)
Biological process (GO): lipid metabolic process
Source: RefSeq, a predicted model, not a curated record
UCUAUGUUACUCUAUGUUGUCCUUAUAUAUAACUUACGAUCACAUCUUUAUCUCUCUAUAGUUCAUCACUUCCACAAUCUCAAGAGAGCAACAAUGGAAGGUGAAAUCAACAAUCUCAUAGUGGUAUGUAUCACAGUCUUGGCAUCAAUAUGCUAUUGCUAUGCCAUAGGCAAGUUUAUCACCAAAGGUCCUCCUAGACUUCUUGCCAUCCUCCCAAUUGUAUGUCUCUUUUUCUAUCUUCCAUUCACUCUCCACUCAAUCCAUUUUGGAAGCUCAACCUCUUUCUUCAUCUCAUGGCUUGCCAACUUCAAGCUCCUCCUCUUUUCUUUUGGCAAGGGUCCUUUAUCCUCUCACCCACCGAUACCUUUGUCACUUUUCAUCACCAUAGCUUGUCUACCCAUCAAGAUUCAAAACCACCAAACCAUUCAAAAAAGUCACAAAUCGCCUCUAAAUUAUGCCAUAAAGGUUAUACUCUUGUCUGCAAUUAUGGGUGUCUAUGGUUAUAGAGAAUAUGUACAUCCAAAAUUUAUAAUGAUAUUAUAUUGCUUUCACAUAUACUUAUGCCUUGAGCUGAUGUUAGCAACGGUUGGGGCCCUGGUUCGAGCCUUAGGACGGUUAGAGCUCGAGCCACAAUUUGACGAGCCUUACCUAUCUAGCUCGUUGCAAGACUUUUGGGGCAAGAGGUGGAAUCUCAUGGUUACUGGUAUCUUACGCCCGACAGUAUACGAUCCGGUUCGAUCCAUAUCUACUCGUCUGAUAGGGAAGAAGUGGGGCUCACUUCCAGCAGUACUUGCGACAUUUUUUGUAUCUGCUAUGAUGCAUGAACUGAUUUUCUAUAACGUUGGAAGAGUGAAGCCCACAUGGGAAGUCACUUGCUUCUUUCUCAUUCAUGGGGUGUGUUUGGCCAUGGAAAUUGUGAUCAAGAAGGCGAUUAAUGGCAAAUUCCGAUUAUCGCCGAUCGUGUCAGGUCCGUUGGUGCUUAUGUUCGUGUUAGUUACAAGCAUCUGGUUGUUCAUUUUCCCAGCUUUACGAUGUGAUUUCGACGUCAGGACACGAAGAGAGACGGCUGCUUUUGUAGAGUUUGUUAAGAAUUUGGACAAAUUUGUUAAAUUUACGUCAUUUAAAGCAAUUAGUAGAUAGGCGUAUCCUUGUUACUUAGUAUAUGAAUUUCAGCUUCUAAUGAAACGCGCAUAUUUAAUUUUGUC